UCUUGCUUCCGGACAAGCGAAACACCUUUGCACGCUUUGAGGAUAACACUGUGCCACCGAUGCGGCCCACUACCAAGGUCUGUGGGCUCUCCGCGGCCGACAUGAGUAAGACAUUUAAGCGUGUUAACCCUCGCAGGCUGCCGGUCCAGGCAGCAUCCCUAGCCACGUCCUCAGAGCAUGCGCAGACCAGCUGGCUGGAGUGUUUCAGGACAUAUUAAAUCUUCCCCUAUCCCAGUCUGCUAUCCCCAUUGGCUUCACGAUGUCCACCAUUGUUCCUGUACCCAAGAAAGCAAAGAUCCACAGACUAUGUAAUCGCCAUUGCACUGCCCAUUGCUCUCUCCCAUGUGCACAAGAGGAAUACUUACAGGAGAAUGGGAAGAACCGCCUGCAGCAGGCCCAGGAUGAGGUGGAGGAGGUGAAGGUGAUCAUGCUAGAUAACCUCAACAAGGCUGCCGAGAGGUCAGGCAAGCUGGGAGAUCUUGAUAACAGGGCAGACGAACUUCUGGAGAAGAGUAAAGCUUUCUCAAAGUCUGCUCGGAAAGUGAAACAGCAGAAGUGGUGGGAACACAUGAAGAUGAAAGUGUUGCUGACUGGCGUAGGGGUCGUCAUGGCAGCCAUCAUCAUUGGGAUUAUUGUAUGGUCAGCAUCUGGACCUGACAACGGAGAGCAACCUGCUGCAGGGCAACCCACCUCAGGGCCUUAGGAUCCAAGAAUGUCUGUCAGAGCAAAAGACAUGGAAGAAAUGAAGAUGGAGGAUGGAGAUAGACACAGGGGCAGGCGAGACCUCUGAGGAAAUAAGGAGUCAGUCAAGACAGAAAUAGUGGCGGAAGAUAAAGAGUGAGGUUUUCUAGCCUGGUCCCAGAUCUGUUUGUGCUUUUGUCAAAUACAUUGCUGUCAUUGUCAAGCCAAACAUUUGGCAUGAUAAUGAGUGACAAGGAGUUGGCAUGAUGAUGGCACAAACAGACUGGCACUCAGGCUGUAGGUUUUCCACCUAAGCUCAAACUAGGUUUUGUGGGUUGACUUUUCUGAACUAUGCAAUCUGUGAUAUUGUUUGUUUUUAGAGGCAUUUCAGGCUCUGUGAUCCGUGUGUAGAUCGUUGAAUGAAAUGGUACCAUCACCAGCUCAGCUGCUUCCCCAUUCGGCAUCAUCUUCAACUGGCCUAGUUGGUCAGGCUCACUGGUUUCACAUUCAUACUCAGAAAUGCUUCAGCCUCACCAUAAGAUUUGGUAUAGGUGAAUGUUUUGUCAAUUCAAAUUAAACAUAUUGUGCCUUUGGAAUGUAAAAAAUCCCCAUUGGAUGAAUUGUGUGACCGUUUCAAAGUAUUCCAUUUAAGCUGUAAGGGGACAUCACAUAAUUAUAUUUUUCAUUAAAUGUUUUGAGUAAUUUCUUCUCAUAAUUUCAUUCUUUGUUUUUACAGUCCAAAGAAAAAAUGAAAAUGCACAUAAUUUUGAUAUGUACAUAAAAUGCGGUUAUGUUUGAGGCCAAUUUGGGCAAUGCAGUGUGAAUAUUUAUAUUUAAUUUUUCAUUCAUUGUCUUACAGGUAAUCAAUGUGUACAGUAUCAAAAAAACAGUGCUGAGAAAUCACAUAUCUUCAGUUGUCCAAUAUCUGUUUUUUGUAUUUUAUAUUUGUUACAGACUUCCCUUGCCCUUUUGUUGUUUACUCUUGACAUACUAGUAUUUGAAAUAUAUAUGUAAAACUGUAGUGCAUUGUAAAAUAAAAGGAAUUGACCAGA
Oncorhynchus kisutch (coho salmon) is the source of this 1733-nucleotide messenger RNA. Its product is annotated as vesicle-associated membrane protein 5-like. The transcript is spliced from 4 exons. Gene Ontology annotation, biological process: vesicle-mediated transport. Lineage: Eukaryota; Metazoa; Chordata; Actinopteri; Salmoniformes; Salmonidae. The coding region runs from base 260 to 703 and encodes 147 amino acids. Gene Ontology annotation, cellular component: membrane. The record is from RefSeq and is a predicted model, not a curated record.